CUGGAGAAGAAAAAGCCGCUGCUCGCCUGGACAGCUAUUUAUAAAAAUAAAAGCGCGUUAUUGUGUCUGGCUCUGAGGAUUUAAAACCUUGAGCAUCCGCUGUAAUCAGGGAAAUGUUAUGCUGGUGCUUAAAGAUGGGACACUGGAAAAGAGCCAUUGCCAUGGAGUCCUCCCUGUUUAGUGAGCUGAUUCAUGCCUUCGCUACCACCCAGCAGAACCGGCACCAGGCGCUGGUCGCAAUGAGAACAGAGCAGGAGUGGCACUUCAGGGCUCUGCUGCGGGCCCAACAGGACGACUGCCAGGCACUCCUGCAUCUCAUCAACCCCGCAGGUGCAUCAGCCCCGGAGUCUACAGGAUUCCUACACAUCACCCUCAUCAAGAUGGGGCAGCACGAAGACCCGGAGGUGUUUCUGGACCUGUUCGAGUGGUCUGCGGAGGCAUGGGGGUGGCCAGAUGAGCAGCGAGCAGCCCGCCUGGUACUGCUCCUGAACGGCGAUGCGCAGCUUGCUGCUCAGCACGUGCCCGCAGAGAACCAGUUGGUGUAUGCUGACCUGAAGUGCGCAAUCCUCCAGCGAGUCGGCUGCUCCCCGGAUCAACAUUGGCAGCGCUUCUGUGACCUGAGGCUUGAAGAGGUCGGCUGACCCUUCACCUAUGGCCAGCAGCUGCGGGAUGCCUGCCGGUGGUGGCUGAGAGCGGGGAACCGCGAUGUCGAGGAAAUCAUUGACGCGGUGGCACUGGAGCAAUUCAUCGCUCGGCUGCCGAGGGGGGCAACGGAAUGGGUCCAGUGCCACCACCCGGCGUUGCUGGAUCAGGCCAUUGAGCUGGCAGAGGACCAUCUGGCAGCGGUUCCAGUGGCAGGUGAGUGCUCCUUGUCCCAGCAGUACAGAGGUGAGGCCUGGGCCGGUGUGCUGGUGUUGUGGGGAGUCAGGGUACUUCCAGUGCCAGGUGAUGGAGGUUGGGGCAGUGGUUCGGAUCCCCGACGCGCCAGAAGCCACCCCCGAUCGACCUGGAACGUAUCACAUACCGCUGUGUGAGGACAUGAAAACGGAGAUGUCCAAAGCAUCAGUAGUCUGUGUGAAGAAAGAGGAGACACUGGAGCUGAACAUCUACAACCAUGGAGACAACCUUGACAACCCACCUGAAGGUCUCUUCAUUAAAGUGGAAAAUCCUGACAAUAAAGACUACCUCUACUGUGAAGUUUGCAAAUCCUUCUUCCUCAACAAAUGUGAAGUUCAUGGACCGCCCCUCUUCAUCCCAGAUACUCCUGUUCCCAUGGGAGUCCCUGACCGAGCCAGACAAACUCUUCCUCCUGGGCUAGAGAUUCGGAAGUCCGAUAUUCCUGACGCAGGCCUGGGAGUGUUUAAUAAGGGGGAGACUGUUCCAAUAGGUGCACACUUCGGACCCUACCAGGGAGAACUGGUAAACAGAGAGGAAGCCAGAAACAGUGGAGACUCCUGGGUUGUAUACAGGCGCAUGCAGUGUGAAGAAUACAUCGAUGCCAAAAGAGAAAUGCAUGUAAAUUGGAUGAGGUAUGUGAAUUGUGCCUGUAAUGAUGAACAGAAUCUUGUGGCAUUUCAAUAUCGAGGGGGAAUUUUGUAUCGUUGCUGUCGACCCAUUAACCCAGGACAGGAGCUCUUGGUGUGGUAUGAAGAGGAGAAUGCCAAAGAACUCAGUCCUGCACCUACAGGAACAACCAGACAGCAAGAAGUAAAGAACGCUCUGCUGCAAGUCUUUUCCUGCUCCACAUGUCCUCUUUCCUAUGCAUCUCAAAUUUGCCCUGACAAACACAUCCAGAGAUGCCGUUAUGAAGAGAAUGUGAGACUACAGGAAUCGGGAGAGAUUCAAAUCCCUUCUGAAUGCUCCAGUAGUCAGGCAAUAUCGACUGAUCCUCUCAGUUCUGACACUUCUCAUGAUGUACAGAAGAAAAUUUACCACUGCUCAGACUGUGGAAAGAGUUUUGGUCAUCAGAAUGCCCUCAAAAGACACCAGUGCAGUCACACAGGAGAGAAGAAACAUCACUGCUCACAGUGUGGGAAGAGUUUUACUCAUCAGAGUCAUCUCCAAAGACACCAGCGCAUUCACACAGGAGAGAAGCCAUAUCACUGUUCUCAAUGUGAGAAAAGUUUUACUGAUCAGAGUGAUCUCCAACGACACCAACGCAUUCACACAGGAGAGAAGCCGUAUCACUGCUCACAGUGUGGGAAAAGUUUUACUCGUCACAGUAAUCUCCAAGUCCACCAGCGCAUUCACACAGGAGAGAAGCCGUAUCACUGCUUACAGUGUGGGAAAAGUUUUACUCGUCACAGUAAUCUCCAAGUCCACCAGCGCAUUCACACAGGAGAGAAACCUUAUCACUGCUCACAGUGUGGGAAGAGUUUUACUCAACAGAGUGAUCUCCAGAAACACCAGCGCAUUCACACAGGAGAGAAGCCGUAUCUUUGUUCACAGUGUGGAAACAGUUUUACUCAUCAGAGUGCUCUUCAAGUCCACCAGCGUAUUCAUACAGGAAAGAAGCUGUAUUGCUGCUCGCAAUGUGGAAAAAGUUUUACUCGUCACAGUAAUCUCCAAGUCCACCAACGCAUUCACACAGGUGAGAAACCGUAUCAUUGUUCACUGUGUGGGAAGAGUUUUACUCAUCAGAGUGAUCUCCAAAAACACCAGCGCAUUCAUACAGGAGAGAAGCCGUAUCACUGUUCACUGUGUGGGAAGAGUUUUACUCAUCAGAGUGCUCUCCAUCAACACCAGCGCAUUCACACAGGAGAGAAGCCAUAUCACUGCUCACAGUGUGGGAAGAGUUUUCCCGACCGAUGGAGUCUCCGCAAACAUCAGCGCCUUCACACAGGAGAGAAGCCGUAUCUUUGCUCACAGUGUGGGAAGAGUUUUACUGAUCAGAGUAAUCUCCAAAGACACCAGCGCGUUCACACAGGUGAGAAGCCGUAUCACUGUUCACAGUGUGGGAAGAGUUUUACUAAUCAGAGUGAUCUCUUAAAACACCAGCGCAUUCACACAGGUGAGAAACCGUAUCACUGCUCACAGUGUGAGAAGAGUUUUACUAGUCAGAGUCAUCUUCAAAGACACCAGCGCAUUCACACAGGAGAGAAGCCAUAUAACUGUUCUCAGUGUGAGAAAAGUUUUACUCAACAGAGUGCUCUCCAACGACACCAACGCAUUCAUACAGGAGAGAAGCCGUAUCACUGCUCACAGUGUGGAAAGAGUUUUACUCGUCACAGUAAUCUCCAAGUCCACCGGCGCGUUCACACAGGAGAGAAACCGUAUCACUGCUCACAGUGUGGGAAGAGUUUCACUCAACAAAGUCAUCUCCAAGUCCAUCAGCGCAUUCACACAAGAGAGAAGCCGCAUCACUGCUCACCGUGUGGAGAGACUUUUACUUGUUCAAUUAUGUUUCAGACCCACAAGUGUACUAACUGAGACAUUGCAUGAUUUAAAGUUGACAAAUUUAGUAUAGUUAUUACUGGGCUUGCUGAAAAUUACCUGUACUUUUGAACUUUGUUCAUAUUAUGACCGUUUUAAAAUAUGUAAUCUUAUAGUGAUUAAAACAAGACACUGUUUUCUUUUGAGCGUAAGUAGUCAUUAAUUAGUCCUUGUUUACCACCAUAUGAGUAAUGAUUUAACUGAAGCACUAUUAUCAGUGUAGUACUGCAGUGUGAGACUAAUUGUUAAUGGAAUUAUUACUGGUCAGGAGUUUAAUAUGUUAUGUUUAAUAGAAAUGUGGAUCAAACCAAAUGAGUAUGUAGCAUUUAAAUGAAGCUAAGCCAGACAAUUUGAGAAUCAGAACGUCAUGGGACCUACUCAUAAUGGUGAUCACAUUCUUGAUCUAAUACUUGCAUUCCUAUUAAAUAUAGAAAAUAUAGUCACA
This is a messenger RNA of Neoarius graeffei (lesser salmon catfish), 3877 nucleotides long. Its product is annotated as zinc finger protein 883-like. Gene Ontology annotation, molecular function: histone methyltransferase activity; DNA-binding transcription factor activity, RNA polymerase II-specific; RNA polymerase II transcription regulatory region sequence-specific DNA binding. The record is from RefSeq and is a predicted model, not a curated record. Gene Ontology annotation, biological process: regulation of transcription by RNA polymerase II. NCBI's taxonomy places the organism in Eukaryota, Metazoa, Chordata, Actinopteri, Siluriformes, Ariidae. Gene Ontology annotation, cellular component: nucleus. The transcript has 8 exons. The coding region runs from base 706 to 3429 and encodes 907 amino acids.